Gilbertella persicaria is the source of this 1184-nucleotide messenger RNA. Its product is annotated as pectin lyase fold/virulence factor. The record is from RefSeq and is a predicted model, not a curated record. Gene Ontology annotation, molecular function: pectinesterase activity. Gene Ontology annotation, biological process: cell wall modification. NCBI's taxonomy places the organism in Eukaryota, Fungi, Mucoromycota, Mucoromycetes, Mucorales, Choanephoraceae. The coding region runs from base 130 to 1137 and encodes 335 amino acids. The transcript has a single exon.
UAAUUUACCUUCCGGCUUGCAUAAAUUGAAUGUCACACAAAUUUUCGGCUUCAUCAUCUAUCUCGAGACAUUGGCUAUAUAAAUCUGCCUCUUUUGUCGAUCUUCUUCUUCUUUAUCUGUCAAACAAAGAUGCAAUUGUCUUUGGGUCCUCUCCUUUUACUUUUCACUUUGGCCAUCUCGUUGGUCUCUGCCGCCAACUCAGUCAGCGUAUGUUCCUCUUGUACUUACAAGACCAUCUCUGCUGCCUUGAAGGCUCUUCCUAGCGGCUCCACCACCUACACUAUCAACAUUGCACCUGGCACUUACACUGAACAAAUCUCUAUCACUCGCUCUAACGUUAUUUUGAAGAACUCUGGUAGUGGCACUGUUUUGAUUCAAUACAACGCUGGUCAUGAUACACAAUCCAAGACUGGUUCUGAUACUGACUCUGCUGUUUUGACUAUCAAGGGUAGCAAUGUUAAAGUCUACAAUAUAACUUUUGCUAAUACUUAUAAGCAAACUACCAACAUUGCUAACUUGGCUCUUAACCUUGAGGGUGCUCAAGCUGGGUUCUACAAUGUCAAGUUCUAUGGUUACCAAGACACUGUCUUGAUAAAUAGUGGUGGUAGCGGUUACUUCAAAAGCUGUUAUAUUGAAGGCUCUGUUGACUUCAUCUGGGGUUACGGUACUGGUUACUUCCAAGGCUGUACUAUUGCUUCCAACACUAGAGGUUACAUCACUGCUCACAACCGUAAUUCUGCUAGUAGCGCUGGUGGUUUCUACUUCAACAGCUGUGUCAUCAAGGCUACUGUUCCUUCUGGUCCUCUUGCUUCUACUUAUAGUUCAUCCAUUGCCUUUACUUCCGUCUCCAAGGCCACUGGCACCUGUUACCUUGGUCGUCCUUGGAGUCGAUAUGCCCGUGUUGUCUUUAUGUACUCUACCAUUGGUAGCCACAUUAACCCUGCUGGUUGGUCUAAGUGGAGCACUUCCAGUCCUAACACUUCUGGUGUCACUUUUGCCGAAUAUAGCAACAAUGGUGCCAGUGCUUGGUCUUCUUCGCGCGCUUCUUUUGCUAAGCAAUUGACUGCUUCUGAAGCUGCCCAAUAUAGUGCUGCCAAGGUCUUUGGCUCUACUUCAUGGAUUGAUUCCUCUGUUUAGAUUUGUUAUUAUGCCUAUAUUAAUAAAGUUAUAUCUAAUUAAUCACG